This is a messenger RNA of Eimeria maxima, 1289 nucleotides long. RefSeq names its product Dynein heavy chain 17, axonemal, related. NCBI's taxonomy places the organism in Eukaryota, Apicomplexa, Conoidasida, Eucoccidiorida, Eimeriidae. The record is from RefSeq and is a predicted model, not a curated record. Gene Ontology annotation, molecular function: ATP binding. The transcript is spliced from 5 exons. The annotation marks the transcript as partial.
AUGUCAAGCAGCGGCGGCAAUAAGAACAGAAUCAAUAGCAGCAGCAGGAAAAACAGGAACAUCAUAAGCACAUAUUAUUUGGAGCAGAAGAAGAAGGCGUUUGCGCGCUUUUACUUCGUUUCUAAUCAGGCUUUGUUGGAUAUCUUGGCAAACGGCAACGACCCUCUGAAGGUCUCGUAUUAUUUAGGAGAUUGUUUCGACGGCGUUGCGACCUUGAACUUCGAGAAAAACUUGCAAACGUACCGCAUCGCCAGUGGCAUGUCGUCUAAAGAGGGGGAGUAUGUUCCUUUUGGUGAAGAUUACAUCAUUGAAGGGCCGGUUGAGACUUAUCUAUCCAACUUUGAAGUUCACAUGCGCAAACAGAUGCGCGACAUCCUGGAGGUAGCUAAAGGCACCUCGGAGAAUUGGGAGGUUGAAAAACCAAGGGAGGAGUGGCUAAGGGAUUACUGCAGCCAAGUGUGUUUGGUGGCGAGCCAAAUAAUGUGGACAGAAGAGGUGGCCCGCUGCUUCGAGGAGCUGGAGGGCGGGUCUGAAAAUGCAAUGAAAGACUACAAGAAAGUUUAUGAUGAUAGGAUCGACAAACUUAUUCGCCAAGUUCAGCAAGACCUAAGCAAAAACCUCCGGACCAAAAUCAUCACCCUUAUCACCAUUGACGUACACCUUAGGGAUGUCGUAGAAAGCUUCAUCACCAAAAAAAUCACAGAAGCCUCCUCCUUUCAGUGGCAGUCUCAAUUGCGUUUCUACUGGAGGCAGAAAUCCGGGGACACGAAGAAAGACUGCAUCAUAAAGAUCUGCGACUGGACGACGACAUACAUGCACGAGUUCGUGGGCAACUGCGGACGUCUGGUGAUAACACCCCUGACAGAUCGCUGUUACAUUACUCUUACGCAGGCGUUGAACUUGACGAUGGGGGGGGCCCCUGCUGGGCCUGCAGGCACUGGCAAGACGGAGACAACGAAAGACUUGAGUCGAGCGAUUGGUCUUCCGGUUUUUGUCUUUAACUGUUCCGAUCAAAUGAACUACUUGUCGAUGGCGCAGAUAUUUAUGGGUCUUGCGCAAUCGGGGGCCUGGGGAUGCUUUGACGAGUUCAAUCGCAUUUCUAUUGAAGUGCUCUCCGUUGUCUCCACCCAAGUCAAAUGCAUUUUAGAUGCGAUUAAGGAUGGAAAAAAGAAAUUCCAAUUUAUGGACGAUGAAAUCAACCUCAUACACACCUGUGGCAUGUUCAUCACUAUGAACCCAGGAUACGCAGGACGCACAGAACUGCCAGAAAACCUCAAGGCCCUCUUCAG